This is a messenger RNA of Propithecus coquereli (Coquerel's sifaka), 1130 nucleotides long. It is a transcript of the gene HIKESHI, whose product is annotated as chromosome unknown open reading frame, human C11orf73. The record is from RefSeq and is a predicted model, not a curated record. The transcript has 5 exons. The coding region runs from base 237 to 830 and encodes 197 amino acids. Gene Ontology annotation, cellular component: cytosol; nucleus. Gene Ontology annotation, molecular function: nuclear import signal receptor activity; Hsp70 protein binding. Lineage: Eukaryota; Metazoa; Chordata; Mammalia; Primates; Indriidae. Gene Ontology annotation, biological process: protein import into nucleus.
AACCGGGUGUAAGCCCCGGAAGUACUCGUCGCCCGGGAGCGCGCUGGUUAGGAAGGGAGGGUCAGAGGUUGUAGGGGCAGAAGGCGUUCCUGCCGCUGGCCCAGUUGCUAUGUAGUGAAGGGGCAGACGUUCUCCCGCAAGUUCUGGAAGGUUCUUGGGCUUGACUAGGCCAGUAGCCCCAGGACUCCUAGUCGCAGGCUUCAGGUUCCUGCCGGCUGAACGGAGCCGCCGCCGUCAUGUUUGGCUGUCUGGUGGCGGGGAGGCUGGUGCAAACAGCUGCACAGCAAGUGGCAGAGGAUAAAUUUGUUUUUGAUUUGCCUGAUUAUGAAAAUAUCAACCAUGUUGUGGUUUUUAUGCUGGGAACAAUCCCAUUUCCUGAGGGAAUGGGAGGAUCUGUCUACUUUUCCUAUCCUGAUUCAAAUGGAAUGCCAGUGUGGCAACUCCUAGGAUUUGUCACCAAUGGGAAACCAAGUGCCAUCUUCAAAAUUUCAGGUCUUAAGUCUGGAGAAGGAAGCCAACAUCCUUUUGGAGCCAUGAAUAUUGUCCGAACUCCAUCUGUUGCUCAGAUUGGAAUUUCAGUGGAAUUAUUAGACAGUCUGGCUCAGCAGACUCCUGUAGGCAAUGCUGCCGUAUCCUCAGUUGACUCAUUCACUCAGUUCACACAAAAGAUGCUGGACAACUUCUACAAUUUUGCUUCAUCAUUUGCUGUGUCUCAGGCCCAGAUGACACCAAGUCCCUCUGAAAUGUUCAUUCCAGCCAAUGUGGUUCUGAAAUGGUAUGAAAACUUUCAAAGACGACUAGCACAGAACCCUCUCUUUUGGAAAACAUAAUUUAAAUAAAAUAAUUUUUAAUGGAUUCUGAAAGUUGUCAUAUUUUGAAGAUAAAUGACUCCGUUUUAAAAGCAUGAAGUCAAAAGGAUCAUGAAACCUAAGUUUAAAAAUUGCUUAGUGACUGUGAGGCUUAAUUAAUAUCUUUAUAAAAAAUUAAAAACAUUGAAAAAUGAAAAUACAUUUGUCAUUAAUGACUUUUUAUCCCCUUAAGAUUAUAAUACUAUUCAGAGACAAAACAGUUUGUUUGGGCUUUCAUUUUUUACUUAAAAAUAAAGCUUGUUCACAACAGUAGUAUGCCAA